Molecule: messenger RNA, 1644 nt
Organism: Scheffersomyces amazonensis
Lineage: Eukaryota; Fungi; Ascomycota; Pichiomycetes; Serinales; Debaryomycetaceae
Gene: TRY3
Product: Try3p
Exons: 1
Coding region: 1-1644 (547 amino acids)
Source: RefSeq, a predicted model, not a curated record
AUGAAGUUUGCUAAAGUCCUAGAACAAACUUUAAUAGAGGAAGAAAUACCCGAGGAAUGGUAUGAAGCAGCUAUUCAAUAUAAAGCUCUUAAAAAAUGUAUUAACAAAGUUGUUAAUGAAUUAAAAUUCCUUGGCUUAGAACAAAAUACUCUAAAGUUAUUGUUUGAAGAAACUAACAAAGAUAAGGAAAAUGGAAAUGGAGAUGAACAUCAAGUUGUUGAAUUAAAUGAAAAUGAAACUACUCCAACUAAUCCAAUAGUUGCAGAAUACACCCUUUCCAAGUCAACUAAUGAUUCAAAUAAAUUGAAAAUAAAACCAAUGUUAAAAAUCACACUUGAUUUCUCUCAUAAAAAUUAUAGUGAUGCUCAUAUUUAUGAAAUUGGUCAACAAAUCAAACAAAAGAUUGAAAGUUUACUUAAUGAUGAUGACUUUGAUCUUCAUGAAAGUACUGCUGAUGUUGAUGGUUCUCUUAGCAGAUCAGCUUCACCUAAAUUACAGCCUUUAACUCCAAUCACUUCAAAUAGUGAAGAAAGAAUUAUUGAAUUAGCUGAAGAUGAAAAUGAUCAUCAUCUUAUGGUAUUAUCACCACCAGGUUCAAAUCAUGGUACUAGAGAAAAUUCACCUGAACUUGAAAAUCCUCAAAAUAUUGAUAAUGUUAUUGAUAAAGAUCAUGAAGAACAAUUACAAAACUCAGGCGAAGAUUCUAAGAAAUCAGAAAUAUAUAUCACAUUAAACUCAGACUCAAAAUUCUUUAAAAUGCUUAAUGAUGAAUUAGAACUCUUAGAUAGGUUACGUGAAAGUGAAGAAAAGAAAAUUAUUACUGAAGUUAGUGCCAUAAGUGAAUUAGUUGCUGCUUUAAGAAAAUCAACUUCAAAGAGAUCGAAUUUAAAUGAUCUCUAUAAAUGGAGAGAAUUAUUUCGCAUUUACCUUGACUCUGAAGUUUAUUUCAAAUAUAAUGAAACUACAAUUGCAUCAUCCCAAAGGCCCGCUUUACAGAUUAAACAAAAUCUUGACAAGUUCCUUUCAAAUGUAGAUAAAUCAGGAAUAUUAACUGAGUUCAAAAAUAAAGAUUCACUCACAGCAUUCAAUCAAUUUGUUACUAUGAAUUAUCACCUUUUGAAGAUCCUUCAAUUUCAGUCUCUUAACAAUAUUGCUUUACGUAAAAUUCUUAAGAAGUUUGAUAAACAAACUUCACUUGGUGUAUCAGCUAAAUUGCCAAAAUUAAUAACCAAUGAACACGUAUUCAUGAACGGUUCUUCCUUAGCCCAAACUAUUUGUUUUAUCAUUCAAAAUAAAAUACUUACUUUGGUUCCACAACUUGAUGAUUAUUCCUGUCCAAUUUGUAUGUCGAUUGCUUAUAAACCUAUAAGGUUAGAUUGUGGUCAUUUAUUCUGUGUCAGAUGUUUAGUUAAAUCAAAACAACAAAAGAAACAUAAUUGUCCAAUAUGUCGUUAUGAAAAUGCGAUAUUAUUAGCAGAUUCAUCCAAUUUAGAUCAUGAAGCUGAAGUUAUAAUGGAAAAAUAUUUCCCAAAGGAAGUUAAAGAAAAGUUGAAAGAAAGAGAUAAAGAAAGGUUUGCAGAAUAUAAAACUAAUGCCGAGAAUCCUAAGGGUAUUAAAAAUGAUGACAAAUGUGUGAUUAUGUAG